CGGACCGGACCCCGGGGGCGAUGCGGCUGUUGCCGCUGCUGCGGACUGUCCUCUGGGCCGCGCUCCUCGGCUCUCCUCUGCGAGGAGGCUCCGGCCUCCGCCACCCCGUCUACUGGAACUCCAGUAACCCCAGGCUGCUUCGAGGAGACGCUGUGGUGGAGCUUGGCCUCAACGAUUACCUAGACAUCUUCUGCCCGCACUAUGAAGGGCCAGGGCCCCCUGAGGGCCCUGAGACAUUUACCUUAUACAUGGUGGACCGGCGCGGCUAUGAGACCUGCCAGGCCCAGGGCCCAGGUGCCUUCAAGCGCUGGAGGUGCUCCCUUCCCUUCGCUCCCUUGGGCCCCGUUCGGUUCUCAGAGAAGAUUCAGCGCUUCACCCCCUUCUCCCUUGGCUUCGAGUUCUUGCCUGGAGAAACCUACUACUACAUCUCGGUACCAAGUCCGGAAAGUUCUGGCCAGUGCUUGAGGCUCCAGGUGUUUGUCUGCUGCAAGGAGAGCAGGUCUGAGUCCGCCCAUCCUGUCGGGAGCCCUGGAGAGAGUGGCACUUCUGGGUGGCAAGGGGGGGGCACUCCUAGCCCCCUCUGUCUCUUGCUGCUGCUGCUGCUCCCAAUCCUGCGUCUCCUGCGAGUUCUCUGAGCCAAGCAGACCCUCCCUGCCUCCCCCAGGAGCCAGAGCCUCCCAAGACUCUGCAGCAGGGGCCUCAGCCACCUGAGCUGGGAGUGCCAAAAAAAGCCAGCCAGACAAGUGGAAGAGAGGGGGAGGUCAGAGGGUCCGAGGUGACUCUAAAGUGCCAGACCCCUCAUCACUGGCUGAAGAGGAGAACAGGGAAGCUGUAGACAGCCCUGGGCAUCCUGGAGCCGAGUCAAGACCAACAUAGGGUCUCUGUCAGCUGCUUUGAUGGUCUCAUCCCAUCCCCCAGGAGGACUGUGAUUUGUGGGAUCGCACCCUUGAGCCUGCUGGGGCCCAAGGCUGAAGACCUGGGACAGGUGGAUUGCCAGACCCAGGCCAGGCUAGCCAUCUGUGCCCAGUGCCUUGUGGCCCUCUCCCCUGGGGCAGCACCUUUCCCUCCCCAGGAGGUCACUCUCUUGUCUUCUGUGAAGACGGAUCCGCCAUAAGUUUGAAUUUCAUGUCAGUUUGUAUUUUUAUAAGUGUGUGGACCAAACCCUCAAUAAACCACCCAUCUUUUUGUUG
Molecule: messenger RNA, 1190 nt
Organism: Condylura cristata (star-nosed mole)
Lineage: Eukaryota; Metazoa; Chordata; Mammalia; Eulipotyphla; Talpidae
Gene: EFNA4
Product: ephrin-A4
Exons: 4
Coding region: 21-635 (204 amino acids)
Biological process (GO): axon guidance; ephrin receptor signaling pathway
Cellular component (GO): plasma membrane
Molecular function (GO): ephrin receptor binding
Source: RefSeq, a predicted model, not a curated record